Molecule: messenger RNA, 1140 nt
Organism: Postia placenta MAD-698-R-SB12
Lineage: Eukaryota; Fungi; Basidiomycota; Agaricomycetes; Polyporales; Adustoporiaceae
Exons: 2
Coding region: 1-1140 (379 amino acids)
Source: RefSeq, a predicted model, not a curated record
AUGUUCGAGACAAUCCAGUUUAGCAGCAACCUUGCUCAGGCCUUCCGCAAGUAUCUGACGUCGUUCCACAACGUCGCUCCGUAUGUGCGACGUUUGGUGCUCCAACGGUUCCACACUGUCCAGUUCCCCAGGAUGGCUUGGUAUGCGCAGAACCUGAAAUUUCCGUACUUCCCGAUGGUCAAAACGCUCGAGAUCUCCGGGGGAUAUACGGAGGACCUGGCCACCUUCUUGUUCGCUUUCCCACAGCUAUCUUCACUUCGUCUGGGGCGUAUCGCAUGGACAAAGGGCGUAGAAGGUCCUGAAUUACACCCCGUCAUACCGUCGUCAGACGAAUUUAUACAAGAACUCGCUCUCGACGGCAUGGACGACUCGGUUCUCCGCUGGCUGACGAGUGGGGCCGUCCGCUUCCGUCUCCGUAUUCUGUCCAUCACACUGUCGCCCUCUGUGAAUGAUGACAGCGUGCGACAGCUACUCCAAGCUGCAGGCCGCCUACUCGAGGAGAUGCGUGUCACCUUUCAGCAUGAUUCUUCCCGCCGAGCAAACUGUGAUAUGGGCCUGUGGGGUCUCAUCUUCAACACGGGUAUCAGGAAGUUUACGGCAAACAUGGAGGUACGCGCCGGAGACGAUGCUCGAGACUAUGUCGCAUGGGUACCGCACGCGCUCGCAUCUCUGCGCUCUUUGCAGCUCCGUGAGAUCCGGCUCGAAAUGCGCGUGCACCCACAGGUCGCGAGUUCAGUGCAAAUGUCCGGCAGCUCUAUCAGGACGGUCAUGCGAUGCGUGGACAAGGUGGACUGGACGCAUGUAGACAAGACAAUCGAGAAAAUCGGACGGACUGUCAAAAAGGUUGCCGUCGUGGUCUCACUGGAAGUCUUCGAUGACGUGCUUCAUUACAGCAGCGCCGACGAAACAUGGAGGACUCAGCUAGGAGCUGCAAUCGCCGCUCGCUUGGGAUCAACUUUGCGCAGGACCAAUAUCGUACUUGGCGUUACUGUGGACUUCGUCAAGGAGAGAGGGAAACGAACGCCAAGACGAGAUUCGCCAAAGCCCAUCAUCAAGCCACGCUGGUUCGCAUUGGGGCUGCCCGUGGAAGAGUCCGCCGUCAAGGAACGCUUUAAACGGAUGUUAGAACGCUCCUGCUAG